This is a messenger RNA of Colletotrichum navitas, 2316 nucleotides long. RefSeq lists its product as uncharacterized. Gene Ontology annotation, molecular function: DNA binding; zinc ion binding; DNA-binding transcription factor activity, RNA polymerase II-specific. Gene Ontology annotation, biological process: DNA-templated transcription; regulation of DNA-templated transcription. The coding region runs from base 1 to 2316 and encodes 771 amino acids. The transcript is spliced from 11 exons. Lineage: Eukaryota; Fungi; Ascomycota; Sordariomycetes; Glomerellales; Glomerellaceae. The record is from RefSeq and is a predicted model, not a curated record.
AUGGCGGAACAUGGAAACGCCUCACCGAGACGUUCGUCGCUCAGCAGCAGACACGGCGUGAGCCGCGACGCAGCAAAGACCAUUUCGGCAUGUCUCACAUGCCGGCGGAAAAAGGUCAAGUGCUCGGGCGAUGCGCCGUGCACGUACUGCAGCCGGCGCGACCUCGAGUGCAAGUUCCCCGAGCCGGCCAAGAAGCGGGUGUACUCUGUCACUCGGAUUCAAGACCUCCAAGAAAGGCUGGCUCGGUAUGAGAGCCAAGCAAGUCAGACGGAGUCACCCAACCGUCCGCCAACCAGGGCUACAGCGCCGACACCUCAGGAUAACGCAACUCAGGUGAACGCUGCUUCCACCCUGCUCGGGCUGGCGCUUGACCAAUCCAUAUCCCCCACACAGAGGAACAACCCAUCUGGAGGCAACGCUAGUAACGUCGUCGUCGAAUCUUCACCGAGGUCCGGUAUACUGGCCGACUCUUCACUGAGCUCCAUCCACACCUUUGGAUCGCGGCUCCAAACCGUCCUGGAGCAUCCACGGCUAGGGCGCCGAGACCGCGUCAGCCACCUAACCGACCCGGGAUUCGGCACAGCCCUAAAGCCCCGGGAUGGCGCGCUCCCGCUCCCCUCGGAGGAGGAGGCCCGCAGGCUCUUCGACAGCAUGACCUUCUUCAUCGGGCACACCCAGCACCACGUCGACACGCGCGAGUUCUCGGACCGCCUCGCCUUCUUCUACUCGAACCUGAGCGACGCGUCGCAGACGCAGACGCCGUGGUACCUGGAGAUGCUGCUCGUGUUCGCCAUCGGCAAACUCUUCUCGGGGAGCUUCGACGACGACGAGAGGAGCGGGUUGCCCGGGUCGACCAUCUUCGCGUAUGUCCAGUCCAAACUCCCGAGCCUGGGCGAGCUGUACGUCCUGGGGAAGCUGGGGAUCGAGAUACAUGCCCUGGCGGCGGUGUAUUUGCAGAAUGCGAACCGCAAAGAGGAGGCGUACCUUUAUAUCAGUUCCGCGCUCCGGUUGGCGACAACGCAUGGCUAUCACCGCAAAUCGGGGACAGGUCACUUGUUGCAGUCAGAAAAGGUGCACCUGAACCGGUUGUGGUGGACGGUGUACAUGCAAGAGAGACGCCUCGCUGCCGCUACCGGCAACCCCUCGAGUAUCCUGGACGAGGCCAUCGAGGUCGACAUGCCCAAAGACUCACCGGGCUUUCCGCCGGCUCUCCCUCUGCGAACCAACAUCAAGAUUGCAAGGGUCACGGGGAGGAUCUUGCCGACCAUCUAUGAACCAGGCACACAUCCCGAAGAAACCUUCGUCCCGAACGUGCAAGGCAUUGUGCAGUCGCUUUACUGGAUCGCGAAGGAGAUUCCGAGUGAAUUGUCGACCAACACGUCCGAUUUGGCGAUCACCGAAGGGGACGUUUCGCUGAGAACGUCGGCGUAUCUCCAUAUGAUGCUUUACCAAGCGAUUCUUCUGACCAUUCGGCCCGUCAUGCUCCACGUGUCAAAACUCAUAUUCGACCAGGAAAACGGCGGCGGAGACUUCCAGCUGGGAGCCUCGCCGCUGGGACGGCUCAGCCGGACGUGCUCGGAAGCGGCACGUCGGCUGCUGGAGGUCUUGAUGUCGUUACGAAAGAAGAACAUCUUGACAACGUUUGGUUUCUUCGACUUGGACGCCAUCUUCUCGGCUGCCUUCAUCAUGAUCCUGACGCUCAUCAUCGACUCGACGUGCGAGGAGGGCGGGAAGCUGGCGCCUAGACCGGGCCUCUCGGAGGCGUUGGAUAUUCUCGACUACCUCGUCGGGCGGGGUAACAACUUUGCGCUGCAAAGGGCGCGGGAGGUGCGGCGGAUGCGGGAUCACCUGUCGACCUUCUUGGACAUACCCAAGAACAGUCCCAGCGAGUUCGGCACGAAUCGGCCGGGGAUGGCGAGUAUGGCUGCGGAGGGCGGUGAACAGUCGUUAGCGACAACAGUCUUCUCGGCGACGGGCGACGAUGGCGACGACACCCAGGCCGCUGCGACGACGAGCAGGUCUGUUGACAGGGGGGUUCUGACGUCGUCUGGACGGGCUAGCCAGCUGGGGUCGAGAAGCCUGCUGGAUUCGAGUCUGUGGAACGACAUUUCGUAUUUGUGGAUGCAGCCAGCAGCGGCGGCGGGACCAAACGACGAAGGGCAGUCGUUUAGGCAGACAGAGGGAAUGGCAGAGCUGCUGCCAGAGGACGUGUUUGACUGGAACUCCAUCUACCGUGACCAAGACCUGAGCCUGACGGGGCAAGACUUGGGCGAUUUCGGCGAGUUGGAAAGACACAUACUGGGGUUCAGCGGUUGA